Messenger RNA from Malus domestica (apple), 2369 nucleotides. RefSeq lists its product as uncharacterized. The record is from RefSeq and is a predicted model, not a curated record. Lineage: Eukaryota; Viridiplantae; Streptophyta; Magnoliopsida; Rosales; Rosaceae.
CCAUUGCCCACAGAAACGAUUCGUCCUACCCACCACUUCCACCGUCAUUCCCAAUCACUUGAACCACCACCACCAUAGUCACCACCGUCAUACCAGCGCCGUCAAACCAACCACCACCCAUUGAAAACUAGAAACGUCACCGGAACCACCACAACCCACUUGAAUCACUGUCACCACCAUCACCCAUACCCAAUCAAACCACCACAACCACCAAAUCGAACCAUGGUCGUCAAACCCACUACCUCCCAACUGAACCAGCAGACGGCACUGGAACCACCAAAGACCCGAUGAGGAGAGAGAGACCUGGAUGGGUAGAGAGAGAGAGAAUGAGAAAAGGAGAGCAUGGCCUUGGACUCGAUGAACUCGGACAUGGACUCGAGCGACGACUGCUGAGUGAUUUCGUAAUGAGAUAAUGAGGUUCGGACUAAACCUGCCGAACAAGUUAAGAGUAUUUUUCCUUUUAUUUUCAUUGAAUACUUCAUGAAAACGAUUUCUAUCGACGACUGCAGAACAGGGUAAAGGUUUGAAUUUCAAAUUCUCUUCCCUCUUAAAAAAGAAAGUCUCUUUUAUGAAAAGAAAGCCCCACCAAGUGUUUGCGAAAAUGCCCGUGAGAGCCUCCGUAGUCAAGACAGCACAACAGAGCACAACUGUCCGAAGAUCUCCAAGAUUUCUCCAACCCCAGAAAACUCAAGAAGCAGAGCCGUCCACAGCGAUUCUCUGGAAAUGUCAGAGACUUGUCCGCCCGGAAAAGAGCGCUGCGGAGUCUGAAAAUCCGAAAACCCCCAAACCCACAGCCAGAAGCAACCGUGUCGUACGUCCUUCGAGUCUCCCACUCAGCUCUAAGAAAUCGAGUGAAUCCUACGAUGGGUUGAGGAGAUCUCCGAGAUUGAACAAUGGGGUUGAGGGGUUUCAGAGUCUUAGACGUUCUUCAAGGAUUUUGAACAAGCAGCUCGUCCUCGUCCAUGAAGGUAAGGGUCCCCCAAAGAAAAUCUCGAAGAAAUUGGGCGAAUUGGAAAAUGGGACGGCUAAUUGCGGAAAUUUGAGUUCUGGGUCAGAAAAAUGUCGAAGAAAAUCUGUCAGGUUGUGUAUUGAGCAAUCUGUUGUGGAUCAAUGCACUGAUAAGGCAACUGGUUCUCGAUCUAAGAGUGGAAACAACAGGUCGUUGAAGAAAGAUGAGUUCUCAAGUGUUGGAAAAGAUGGAGCUCGUAUUGAUUCAUCAAAAAGAGUUCUGAAAAAGUGCAAAAUGCAAGAGAUAGACGGUGGAAAUAAAGAAGCGACGGUUAGGAGGAAGAGAAAGAGGGAGGAGGAAGGGGGGAAGAGGGAGGAAGAAGGUGUUGGGGUUGUUCAAGGGUGGACAAAGGAACAAGAACUGGUAUUGCAAAGAGCUUAUUUGAUAGCGAAGCCAACACCCCUCUUCUGGAAGAAGGUUUCUAAACUGGUGCCUGGAAAAUCUGCACAGGAGUGCUUUGAUAGAGUCCACUCUGAGCAUAGAACUCCACCUCAACCUCGUACCCGGUCGAAGGCAAACACAUUAACAAAUUUGUCUCCCUUUGGACAGUUUUCACUCUCUGCAAGUAAACUGCUUAAACCCACUGAGCCAAAGUCUAAAAGGCCAGCUUGCAGUAAACAGAGGAGUCAUCUUGCCCAGAAAACUGUCCGAAAGUUGUUACAAAAACAUCAGCAAGUGUACCAAGAUUACGAGGGAGAUCUAUUUUCAGUGCUUGAGCCCAGUCUAGGUUCAUCUACCGAGAGUCAAGCGAGUGUUAUACCUUCUACCCCAAAGAAUUUACAGGUAAAAAAGGGAAUUCUUCAAAACCGUAGUCAAAGAUCUUCAGGUCAUAAGAAGCUGCUGUCGAGAUUUAGUAGCUCAUGUGGCAGACCUCUCGUUAGCCCCCUGGUACUGAAGCAGGUCCGAAACAAGGUCUGGCAUGAGAAAUAUAUUGAUCAAUUACAUACCAGGGAAGCAAAGAGAAAAGCUGCAUCUACAUGCACUCAACAAUCCACUUCUGGAAUUGAUGAAGUGGAUGUGGUAAGAACUGCAAAAAUUGCCCUGGUUUCUGAUGCAAGAGAUGCUAUCAAUAAACUCCAACAUCUGCAGGCCAAUGUCGCCGGCGACUCUUCUGAUUUCGACGAUGAUAGCAUUGUAAGUGAUGAUGAGGAAGGUGAAGAUGAUACUUAGAAGUGCAACUCCUCUCUUUUCCUUAAAAAUGUACCAUAUGAAGAGAGAUGUAGCAUUAUUUUUCUGCAAUUGCUGACUUCAGAACCUGUACUGUUGUAGUCUAUCCUCCAUAUUUGGAAAGUUAGAAAUUCUGUGAAAUAUUUACCUUUUUUUUCUUUCUAAUCAUAAUCCAAGUUCUUGGAUGAUUUCA